AUGAAGUCGCAAAAAAUCACAGUUCUCCAAUUUUCUAAUGUUGCUUUUGAAAUUCAUCCAGGAAUUGAGAAUAUUGGAACAUUUUCACUUGUUAUGGAGAAGACAGAUUUGCGAUUUGAGUGGAAACCAUUGAAUCCACUUCAAUACAUAGGAAAUGCAUUUGAUACACAGAAUUUCAGCAUUAUUGUUAGAUUGUGUGAAGUUAUCGAAGUCAGUAAAAUAUGCGAAUCAAUGUCUGUUGUGUGUCUUGAGUUUGUCCUUCGAAAUAACGUCAAAUUACCAUUAUUCCGUUUCAAAAAUUCACCACAAUCAUCAAUUACACAUCUUUUAGAAUUCCUUUCAUUCAAACAUUACAUUAAUCAGUCAAAAUUAAACCAAAAUUCUUUUUCAGUAAAAUAUCCAUAUACAAAACCACUUCCAAUCAAAAAUUCCAUAAGUGCGCUAGGCGCAGUUGCAUAUUCCGCACAUCAAGGCAUCAUUCAACAAUUCAAACAACAAAUUCCGAAACAAAAUCCAUUAACUCUAAAAGAUAUCUCAUUAUUCUUUAGGUCAGACGGUUCAUUAUCGAUCGAACUUGAUACAUUAAUCACUAAAAUCCACAAAAACGGGCUAGAACCAAAAGCAAGAUUUCAAAUUUGGCCUUAUCUCUUAAAAAUCUACAAACCAGACAUGACAAAUGACGACAAAGAUAAAGUCAUACAGAAACAGAUCUCAGAAUACAAGAAACUCCAAGAACAAUACAAUUCUUUACUAAAAUCCCAAACAGAAGGGGUUCUUAACAUACAAACCAUCCUCAGAACAAUCUCAAAUGACGUAAACAGAACAGAUCGAAACCUUCCGCAGUUCAAAGACCAGAAUUCUCCUUAUCUUAAAAUGGUAUCAAAUAUUUUAACUGUUUACGCCAUUUACAACAAAGAUACCGAUUACGUACAGGGAAUGGGAGACAUUUUGUCACCUUUUAUACUACUUUCAGUUGAAAAAUUCCAAAAUAAUGAAACCGCAAUUUUAUCUGACGGAAGAAAUGUUUCUAGGACCGAAGCAGAAGCGAUAGUCUUCUUCAUGUACGCGAGUUUCAUGGAAAUAAUGCAGCAGGACCGCAUUUUCACUGAUUUAGCGAAAAAUCAAGAAAUAAUUCUUGAAAAAGUCUUCGAAAUCAUCGAGUAUUUCCACAAACCAUUGACGAAUUGGAUCAGGAGUAAAGAGCUCGAGACAAUGACCUUUGUUUUCAGGCACAUUUUGCUUCUUUUCAAGAGGGAGUUCGAACUCCAAAAAGUUUAUGAAAUUUGGGAAAAAUUUUUGAGUUCUGAAGAACCAUUUGUUCUUCCACGGUUCUUCCUUGCGUCUAUAAUCAUGGAGAUCUUCCCGAAGAUGCUCCUGGAGACAGACGGAUCGAUUGGGGAAGUGAUGACAGCUGCAGACAAAAUCUCGAAGAUGCUGGACAGCGAAAGCUUGAUUUCCAUGUCCGAACUGCUGAGGGAGAGGAUUGGCUACAAGGUGCAGGACGCUGUGGAAGCGCUGCCGAGGAAUAACCAGUACAAGGACAGCAGUAAGAAACUCAAAUAUUUGAUUGUUGAAUAA
Molecule: messenger RNA, 1578 nt
Organism: Trichomonas vaginalis G3
Lineage: Eukaryota; Parabasalia; Trichomonadida; Trichomonadidae
Product: regulation of vesicle fusion
Exons: 1
Coding region: 1-1578 (525 amino acids)
Biological process (GO): activation of GTPase activity
Molecular function (GO): GTPase activator activity
Source: RefSeq, a predicted model, not a curated record